CGCACCUUCGUUCGGUGAAGGUUGUCGUGUUCGUUUACGUAUUUUCGUUUGGCUUACGAGUAACGGAUCAUCUAUUCGUCAUUCCUUGAUCAGCUGAUCCCUGAUUCAGUGCCGACGACAACUAUUUGCCAUCGAUUCAGCCGUGUCUACCAACCACUCCCCUGCCGAUUCUUGACAACACCGUCGCCUACCAAGUGACAAGUUGCGAGCAACCGCGAAGAAAAUACUGUUAACGGCGAGAGAAGAAAGUCCAGAACGACCAGGGUCUGAUUGAAUAACCGCGGAAACUUAAAAAGGAAUUGUGGGUCAAGAUUCGAAGAUAGCUGGUCGUCAGAACGAUGUGAGAAGAAUAUAUUGGUGAACACCAAACGAGCUAAGAAGAUCCGACGAAAUCACGAACACGUGGCGGGACGUGAAGCGGGCGUUGAGCCUGCUAUGCGUAAAGAAAUUCGCCGGCAGCGGAACGAUGCUGGAAGCACCGCCCGGAAGUCGCGAGGACCUCGUGGAGGCGGCAAGAACACCAUGCACACCCACAGAUCUGGACACGGUGUUAUAUGGAUACACGAACAACAUAUACGUGCUGGACCACACACCUGAAUCGCUACCGGAUAUGGACAUGCUGCAACUGUUCGCAUCGCCGGCCGGUCGAGCAUUGUUCAGCAACGACAAUCGCCGAAGAGGAUCGACUUCGACCUCCUCCUUGUCUCGAGAGUCCUCUUCGAGACUGAAGAGAGGCAGAAGACCGUCGGUGACAGGGACAGUUAGUGCACCGACCACACCGCCCAGACAACGCAAGUCGAGUGCGGAACUUUACAAAGAAGCCGUCGAGAUACUUGGUCUUACCUGCUCGUUGACCGAUAGCUGCCGAUGCAUCGAUUGUCAGAGCAAUUACUUCGACUGUGACGACGAUUUUGGCGACGCCAGAACGGAAUUGGCUGCGGGAACACCGAUUCUACUGGACCACGCUCUGUCGCAUCCAUUGACGUGUUCCAUACAGUAGCAGCCGGGCAACCUGUUUGAAAAUCGACCUUCCGUUAGUUUGCUGUGCUAUCUUACCAACCGGAAAUCAUCGAAUUAUCGAAGUUUCGUCGAGAACACUGGACUGGGAACGAACCGUAGACGUUCAACGCGUACACUUUGAUGUGGAGAAACGAUCGAGCGAAGAUCAACGGAAAUUCGACGAAGAAUUUAAUGAACGGCACCACUGGCUCCUUAAUUAAGCUCAUAGUUUGAUCAGCGAUCGCGGAAAUGCUUCCUUUGAAUAAAAAAAUUUCACGGAAAGACUUAAUUAUCCGUGGACGAAUUCCGAAUCGAUAUUCACGGACUUUCUUUCAACGUUAAUUGAAAAAAGAAAAUGUAUAAUUCUUAAGAUUUUGUAUCGAUCUUUUGCGGUGGCGGUUGCAGAAAAACGUCUAUAUUUCAAUCAAUUUUUACGCAAUUUUAAUGAAAUUUCUACACGACGAUAACAACGUGCUUAAAUCUAUUUAUCGUCAAUGAAAAUAAGCUUGAAAACUUUUAUGGGGAAAGAUGAAAUAGAAACAAGUUAUUUCGCCGAUACAGAGGAUGUCGAUUAUGAUAAAAUAAAAUCUUGAACGUCUCGUGUGAUUCAUUCUAUCGUUGUUCUCUGGAAAAGAACAGUUCUAGCGACGUUGACUCUACAAAUAUAUAUCAUUUACGGACAAUAUUUAACAGAAUAAGUCGCAAUCGAUCGUUUUCCCUUGUUUUUAUAAAACCUGAAACGCAGGCUUACGAAACUUAGAAUAGUUACGCGUAAACGCUGUCUGAAUGUGUAAAAGUUUGUAACCGCGUCAACCAGGCAACUUUCGAUAUUAGAAAAAGAAAGGAGAAACGUUCAAGAAUUGACGCUCACAAAUUCCACGUUUUUAUUAGACAUAUUUCAUUCGCGUCGUCGUUGGCGAUAAGAAAUUUCGAGAAUAAGGGUACGUACAGACGAAGAAUAACAGUACCAGGAAACAAAAAUACAAUAUGCUCUUGCCUGGCUCAAAAUCGAAUUUAUCGAAGCGAAACGACACACGCCAAAAAGAAAAUGCGCCAAAUUUCUAAUUUAAUUAGUGAUAAAGAUAACGAUAAUAAGUAAAUUAAUGAAUAAAUAAAGAAACGAUAACUCUAACGAUUAUUUCGAUUUAAUCGGAAGGUGUAACGCGAUUAAGACGUAUGUGUAGGUAACAUUCAAAUGAUUCGUCAACGUACACGAUGUGAAGAAUAAUAUAUAUAUAUAUAUACAUAUACACAUUAUCUUUACUACACGUUUUAUUAUUACUAAUUAUACCUAUUCGAUUAAGUCUUAUAAGAUAUACACGUUGUUGAACGUUAUGAGCCCGCGAACAAAUAAAUAAAAAUGGAGCGAUAUAAACGAGAAUAGUUAACAUUGAAAGGAAGAAGCGUGACGUAUAUUACAUUAACAGAAUUUAUAUAUGUAAAGUCGAUACGUAUGUAUGUAUGUACGCGUAUACGUCGAAAACGUGUGCAAUUCAGUUUUAUAAAAAUGAUCUUUAGUUAGGUGUUUCGUGUUCAGUUAGUAACGCGUUGACUGUCGCUUUCGAUUCUAAUGUAACAUUUUGUUGACCUACUUAAUGUUCGCUCAAAGUAUUAUUGAGCGAUAGUCAAAUAUUUUAAUAGAGUUCUUCCGGAAUAUAAUAAGGGAAUUUGGGUUAUUCCUUAUAGAGGUACUUUAUCGUUCGUUUAAUUAAAUUGCGAACAUUUUAGAUCCAAGUAGAUUUAUACCUUUUGGUCGGAGACAAAUCUAGCGGCAAUCAAUGCGUAAGUCGUGACUAUAAUAAACAACGUAACCAUAAACGAAGCUAGGCCUGAGUUACGUAGGAUCGAGCGAAAGGAAGCGAGAAAGUGAAAUAUGUAGAAGCUGGGCGUUUCCGUGAGUGAUUAAGAAUGAAACGAGGAUGAGACAACUCGCGUUCAAGGGUGCAAGUGCCAAACUAAAGUUUAAUCGUGCGACGCUCGUAAGCUUAGGUGAUUCGUUAUUGAAAUAUCUUCUUAAUCCUCGUACGCUCUUCGAGUAAAACUCCGAUUAGAUAUCGGUUGAUUUCUAAAUUCAUUUUUCUCUCGUUAACCGUUAUACAUAUAAACAUCGUUACCAUUGAUCCAACUGUAGUUAGUUUUGAGAAGCGUACGGGGAUCAAGGAUUUUUCUUACUCGAUAGAUUAUAUAAUAAGAAUACAAGAAUAACGUCUUUCGAACUUGUUCAAUGUACCGUGCUUCCCUCGAACAUGGACGAAUAUUCAUCGUGUCGCUAAGAUUGUUAGACAUAUAAACAAAUCGUUUUGAUGCCUUUUGCUUUUCGAAUAGCCACCAAUAAUUGAUCAUUGAUUGCAAAAGUGGAAUUAAUAUUGAACCAUGACAAAACAGUUUCUCCCUGAUAGCAUCAAAAUAUUGUAAACACUUCGAUUUUCAAAUUUUAGUAAUUAUCGAUUAAAAGCAACGAGAUGGUUUAGAUUACUUUGUUUUGCUUUUGACAGCGACGCAUAGAUUAGAAGGGAAGUAUAGAGGAGCUUUGGUCACCUAGUUACGAACGGAAGAGGGUCGACGAAAUAAUAGAUCGUUGUCGGUUUAAACAUUCCAUUAACAGUGUUCCUUUGUUAAAAAUUAGUAGAGCGAUAAUGAGUGAAGAUCGUUGAAAUACUUUUGUUAUUCCUGUUGCUUAAGAAACCUCGCAUUUCCGUCUCUCUUCCGCUUUAAAAGCAGUCGAUCGACGAUACGAUCGAGCUGUCUUUCUCUCUUUCUCUAUUUCUCUAUCCCCCUAUUCCUGUAUUUCUCUCAUCGACGAAAGUAAAAAACAUAAUUAAAAAUAAUCGUUUUCCGAAUUUUCGAGAGACGGUAAGUGACGUUACGAUAUAAAACUACGUGGCUUCUAAUCGUUUUAUAGUAAUGUAAGCCGUAAUUGAGCCGAGGAUGAUGAGGAUGAUGGCGUACUCUUGAAUAUGGCUAUCAUUAAA
Molecule: messenger RNA, 3971 nt
Organism: Megachile rotundata (alfalfa leafcutting bee)
Lineage: Eukaryota; Metazoa; Arthropoda; Insecta; Hymenoptera; Megachilidae
Source: RefSeq, a predicted model, not a curated record